GAUGGCGGCUGUAGAUUAUCUACCACUAAGAAAAAGGAGAAGUAUGACACCACCUCUAAUGCUAUCUGAACUGAGGAUAAUUCUGUUAGGAAAGAACCACUCAGAGACCAGCAGUGUGGGGAACUUCAUUCUGGGUAGAGCUGCAUUUGAGACUGAAGUUCCUCCACAUUCCGUAGAUCAGCACAGUGAGAGCGCCAGAGGAUGGGUGGAGGAAAGAUACAUUACCAUCAUCAAUGCUCCUCAUCUGUACAAUCCAGAACUCACUCAGACGACUGAGAGACUAAAAGAGUGUGUUUCACUUACUGCUCCUGGUCCUCAUGCUUUCUUACUUGUGGUGCAACCUCAGAAUUUUACAGAGGAGGACACGAACCAACUAAAACACUUACUAAACUGUUUCAGUGACCAAGCAGUAAACUAUUCUAAAUUGAUCAGUACUGGCUGGGAGGCUGAAGAGGAAAAAUCUGCAAGUUUUAACAAGUUUCUGGAUGAAUGUGAUGGGAGAUUUCACAGAUUAAAACUCCUAGAUAAAUUUGACAAGACUUUGGUUUGUCGGCUGUUUCAGGAGAUUGACAAAUUGGUAAAAAUAAAUGGAAGUCAUCUCACGUGUGAGAUUUUUGAGGAUGCAGAGGAAACUUUGCAACAUUAUGACAAAAAUGGAAAAGAUGAAGAGAGGAAACGUGUGAGCUGUUCUGAGGACAAAAGUAAGAAGCCUGUAACAGUCUGA
Trichomycterus rosablanca is the source of this 724-nucleotide messenger RNA. RefSeq names its product GTPase IMAP family member 9-like. The transcript has 3 exons. The record is from RefSeq and is a predicted model, not a curated record. The coding region runs from base 2 to 724 and encodes 240 amino acids. Gene Ontology annotation, molecular function: GTP binding. Lineage: Eukaryota; Metazoa; Chordata; Actinopteri; Siluriformes; Trichomycteridae.